AUGAAACUGGUGUUUGCGACUGUUGUCUAUGUGAGUGGAGUGUUUGCGACUGUUGUCUAUGUGAGUGGAGUGUUUGCGACUGUUGUCUAUGUGAGUGGAGUGUUUGCCACUGUUGUCUAUGACCCUGUAGAGUGCGGCACACAAUCAUGUACGCCAGGCUAUGUUUGCAAUAUUCAGGAGAAAAAAUGCGAAGUAAAAGAGCCUAAGGAUUGCGACGACAUCAAGGAGAUUGGUCAAAAUGAGACAAAAACUGAUGUAUUUAGGAUUAGACCGGACGGAACAUCAAGUUUCUUCGUCCGUUGUGACAUGGAGAUAUUAGGGGGUGGAUGGACCGUCAUACAGCGCCGAGUAUCGGGCUCUGACUUCUUCAAAGACUGGAAGACCUAUCAGGAAGGUUUUGGUAACCUUGAUACAAACUUCUGGCUUGGCCUUGAGCAGAUUCAUUACCUAUCUCGACAAGAUCGGUACGAGCUGCGAGUCGACAUGACGGACUACGAAGGGACAACUAAAUAUGCCAGCUAUAAUGUGUUCGAGCUGGGAGAUCUGUCGUCUGGUUAUGAGCUUACCGUUGAUGGGUAUUCAGGAACAGCCGGAGACAACUUGUCUUCUCACAAUGGUCAACCAUUCUCCACCUACGACAAUGACAACGAUAACACUGAUAAUAAUUGUGCUGUAUUAUACGUAGGUGCAUGGUGGUACAAAACCUGUCACCAAUCGAACCUCAAUGGAGACUACGGAAACGAUGAUUUUGGGAAGGGCCUGAACUGGUUGAAUUUCACCACCUACUACAAAUCUCUGAUUUCAAGCGAGAUGAAGAUUAGAAAAGUAUCAACAUAA
Messenger RNA from Mya arenaria, 837 nucleotides. RefSeq names its product fibrinogen C domain-containing protein 1-A-like. The record is from RefSeq and is a predicted model, not a curated record. The transcript has 5 exons. NCBI's taxonomy places the organism in Eukaryota, Metazoa, Mollusca, Bivalvia, Myida, Myidae. Bases 1 to 837 code for a protein of 278 amino acids.